This is a messenger RNA of Medicago truncatula (barrel medic), 596 nucleotides long. Its product is annotated as non-structural maintenance of chromosomes element 4 homolog A. Bases 51 to 575 code for a protein of 174 amino acids. The record is from RefSeq and is a predicted model, not a curated record. NCBI's taxonomy places the organism in Eukaryota, Viridiplantae, Streptophyta, Magnoliopsida, Fabales, Fabaceae. Gene Ontology annotation, cellular component: nucleus; Smc5-Smc6 complex. Gene Ontology annotation, biological process: DNA repair. The transcript has 2 exons.
AUAGAAUUGAAAACCCUCGCUGAGUGGUUUAGGGUUGAAAGAAAGAAGCAAUGGCUUGCAGAGGCAACAACAACAAAGAAGAAGAAGUGUUUCGUUGCAUGAAGAGAGAACGCCCCAACGCCGUCGCCGCGGAUGAGGAAGAAGAGGAGCAUCAGGACUCCAACAUUCGCAGAAUCAUCCGCUCCGAGUUCUUCAAACUCAAGUCUCUUAUCAAUGAGAAAAAAGAUGAUUUAAUGAACACUGCUUCGGACAAGUUCGAUUCAAUCCUUCAUGACUUCGACAAGUUAGACGAGCAAGUGAAGAAGCCACAAGAGCAGAUUGUUGACGCUGAAGCACUUCUAGAUCUGACACGCACUCUGGUUGGAUCGGUUAACUCUAUGGUGAACGAAGGGGUUACUCCUUCUCAGUUUGUGUCAUCUCUCCUCAAACAUUAUGCUCACCCACCCAACACUUCCAUUGACUGGCAAAAGCUUGGCAUUUUCGUUUCACCCAUUUUCCUCACUGUUCAUGGCUCUUCAACCAUGCUUGAUCCCAUGGAAAGUCAGUUGAAACGACGUAAGGCCAUUGUGUUGUAAGAAAUUAAAAUUCAUCUUUGA